Hevea brasiliensis (rubber tree) is the source of this 2025-nucleotide messenger RNA. Its product is annotated as probable WRKY transcription factor 32. NCBI's taxonomy places the organism in Eukaryota, Viridiplantae, Streptophyta, Magnoliopsida, Malpighiales, Euphorbiaceae. The record is from RefSeq and is a predicted model, not a curated record. Gene Ontology annotation, molecular function: sequence-specific DNA binding; DNA-binding transcription factor activity. The transcript has 5 exons. Gene Ontology annotation, biological process: regulation of DNA-templated transcription. Bases 424 to 1818 code for a protein of 464 amino acids.
UCAGUGUGUAUAAGAAUUAAAAAUUCAGAAAACGCCCUAGACCCAAAAUCCCUAGUAGCCGAAAAGGGCAAGUGGACCAGUAGAAGCCUAUAUAGGCUAAACAAUUGAAAAUUUGAAGAUUGAGUGUGGCGGUCAAACGUAAAGCCGUAAAAGGCCAAAACCCCAAAGCACAAAAAAAAACCGUCAGUGCCUGGUCAACAUUAGUCAAAAAGAGAAAAGGUCCAGAUGCUCCCCUUCCCUCGCUGUCUCUAUAACCAUGCCUCUCCUUGCUUCUCACUUCUUCAUCUCCUCAUAACCGAACAGAGCACGUCCAACAGCAACAGGAAUUGGGUCAAGGACUGUCCUUUCCCAAUAACCAUCUCCUCCUUUACUCGACUAUCUAUCAAAAACUAAUUUUUUUUUUUCUUCUUCUCUCCUCUCUUCAUGGCCGACUCUGUAGGCAAGAGGGAAUCACGUACCCUGUACUCGAAGGCCUCUGCCUGUGAUUCCCCCUCCUUCUCCAACCUUCUCAGAAGCGUUUUGACUACCAAUUCUCCCACUUUGCGAUUUCAGGGGAAAUAUGAGAUAUCCCAAGAAGAUAAUGUGGUGAGCAAAAAGCCUAAAGUAGAUGGAGCAAAGUUGGAACUUCAGGCUGAAUGUGCAAAUCCUUCUACCAAUAUAUCACCUAUUACUCCACCUGCAACGUCCAUGCCUCAUUCAUCCCCUGCAAUCCCAAUGUCUGGGCUAAUAUUAGACCAGAAAAAUGCUGACCAUAAUACCAGUCUUUCCCAUAUUGUUACGGAGAAACCUGCCAGUGAUGGGUAUAGCUGGAGGAAGUAUGGCCAAAAGCAGGUGAAGAGUUCUAAUAGUUCCAGAAGCUACUACAGGUGUGCACGUUCUAAUUGCCUUGCAAAGAAGAAGGUUCAACGCUGUGACCAUUCCAAGGAUAUCAUUGAUAUCGUUUAUAUAGGUCAUCAUAAUCACGAUCUCUCUCAAAACAAAUGCAACGUGUCAAGAGGAUCUGUGGCAUCUGCUAACCUUGCUGCAGGCCAUCAUAUUAUUGAUUCAAUUCAAAGGGUAGCUGGUGCAGAUAUGUCUAUCUGCUGGGAAGACACCAGGCAGUCAUCAGUGCAUAUCUCUGAAUCUGAACAACAGAGUUCAAGUAGUUCUAGUGGUGAUCUUAGGAUUAAGGUUGUGGAGCACAAUGGUAAUGAGCUGGACUCAAAAAAAUUUUUUGUUUCGAGUGGGGCAGAACAACAGAAAAAUAGCUCUUGUGGGAUUGCAGAUGCUGAGGUUCAGGAGAGGCAUGGUGCGGAACGAACGCUGAAAAAAAGGCAUGUCCUUGCGUAUUCAGCUUCUGUCUUGGAAGCUAAUAAAGAGACUAAGAUUGUUGUGCAUGCUGCUGCUGAUGGGGGCAUCUCAAGUGAUGGUUAUCGAUGGCGCAAGUAUGGUCAGAAAAUGGUGAAGGGGAAUUCUCACUUGAGGAGUUACUACAGAUGCACAUCUGCAGGAUGCCCUGCCCGCAAGCAUGUUGAGAGGGCCGUAGAUGAUGCAACAACCGCCACAAUAACAUACGAAGGGAAACAUGACCAUGACGUGCCCAUACCUAAGAAACAAAAAGGUUCAGAAAAUCUUGGUCGGAUUUCCUCCAAUACCACUAUGAAUGAUGCUAACUGCAAGAAAACAAAAAGUUUAUCUAGCGAAAGGAUUUCAGCCAAAUGGUCAGUGGACAGAGAAGGAGAUUUGAUGGAUGAGAAGGUCUUAGAGCUUGGAGGUGAAAAGGCACUGGAGUCCGCCCGAACCCUGCUCAGCAUUGGAAUUGAACUCAGGCCUUGUUGAGAAACAAGUAGUAGUGUUGAUUGAUGCAAAAAUUUUCUCAAAUAUUCCUUCAUUAACGGAGAUUAUGCACCCUUGAUUUGAGUUUAUUGAAAUUUUGGCAGUCUUUCUUUUAUCAUUUGCUCUUUAUGGGCUCUUUUUUCUGUAAGUGCUGUCCUUCUGUGGAGCAUUCUCUUACUAUUUCAUUGAUUUAUUAUUAUUUUUUUUAAA